UCUCUCUCUCUCUCUCUCUCUCUCUCUCUCUCUCUCUCUCUCUCUCUCUCUCUCUCUCUCUCUCUCUCUCUCUUUUUACUUCUUCUUCUUCACUUUCUCUCUGAAUCUGCCGUCACGCGGAAGCUUCCGAUUCAAAACACUCUCUACAUGCAUUGUUGUUGUACAACUACAACACUAUACGACGAGUCUUCAAGCUUCCGCGUCUUCUUCCUCUUUUGAGAAUCGCUUCUUCUUUCCUCCAUCGUUGGUUCACGAUUCUCUCUGCAAUGAGUGAUUUCUUCGAUGAGGGGAAGCAGCAAUUCGCAAGUGUUGCUGAUGGGAAUGCACCACUUAAGUAUCCAAGCUUCAAGCUACCUAAGUCGACUUUCGGAGAUACUGGCAAACAUAGCGCCAUUGAUGUUUUCCCACUUCUUGUCAAGGAGGCUGCAUUUCCUUUAAAAGAAGACCGUGACAUCGAUACUUCACUGGUCCAAGACGUGUGUACUAUCUCAGUCUUACCUGAUGAAGGAAAUACAAUCCCACAAUGUACCUCGCACUUUACUCUCCUGAGCUUCGUCAAGGCUCUGCUUCCAUCUAAAAAUCAGAUGUUGAUCGAUGCGCAACUGAAUUGUCAGAAAACGCAGAACCGCAUCAAUGUGCUACUGGGAGGCACUGAUUCCUAUCAAUCAUGCGUUGUGGACAUAAACGUCGAGAAAGGGAAUGGUGGUGAGACUGUGACAUCUCAUGACGAAGUUGUUGCAAGUAUGAAAUCCGAGAGUGUACAUAUGCAAAAGGUAUUACAGAGACAAGCAAGUUUGAGCACUGAUAAAGCUCUCUCCGAACGAUGCCACGAUGCACCAACAAACAGGUGGAGAAGAUACAAGCGUGCCGCUUCAUUUGAUUCAAGGAAAAUCGUCAUCCUAUUCUCCAUCUUAUCAAGUGUGGGAACAUUGAUAUUGAUCUACCUGACACUGAGAGUGAAGCAAAACGGAGACAACAACAACAACAGCUUCAAUCACAUGUAAACUGUAGCAUCUCUUUUGGCCUUUUCUCUCCUUCGUUGUCUCGCUGUUUAGAAUCUCUUCCCCAAACUUGUCUUUUGUUCCAAGUUUCAAAAUGUUGAUAAAAUAACACUUGCUCUUGCAAAUGCCUAAUUAACGUGUAACCAAACAAGAGGUUAAAAAAGUAGAAUCAAGAGUGCUUAGCAUCGUGAUUAUCGUUACUAUUCUCUUUAGUAUACAAAUAUAUACAAAGAUAAUACGAAUCUUCAAAAGUAUUUAACAAGUAUUAUAUGUUAAUGUCUGAGAUGAGUAAGCACAAACUAAUUCACUAAUCAACUU
Messenger RNA from Arabidopsis thaliana (thale cress), 1319 nucleotides. RefSeq names its product adenine deaminase. NCBI's taxonomy places the organism in Eukaryota, Viridiplantae, Streptophyta, Magnoliopsida, Brassicales, Brassicaceae. The record is from RefSeq and is marked reviewed. The coding region runs from base 267 to 1004 and encodes 245 amino acids. The transcript has 7 exons.